AUGGCGCCACCAGCUCUACUGACUGCAGUGGACUCCUCUGCACACGCCCAUUUGAUUAUAGGUUCGAACCCACUGGCCGGCGCGAGGUGUAGCAAGGCACUCGAAGUCGGGGCGAAGCCUAUCCUUAUCGCGCCACCAACCGCCAACAUCCACUACGGUCUCGCCAAGAGGAUCGAAGAGAACGCCGUGCAAUGGGUAAAACGAGACUUUGAAGAGACGGACUUGACGACUCUUGGAAGAGAAGAAGUAGACCAUGUGGUUGAUGCAGUGUUUGUCACAACUGGUGGCAAAGGUCCGUUCGGCACGAGGAUAUCUACAUUGUGCAGAAGGCUGCGGAUACCUGUCAAUGUGGCGGAUGCACCGAAUCUUUGCACCUUCACAUUGCUGUCAACACAUUCGUCUGGACCAUUACAGAUUGGCGUGACAACCUCAGGCAAGGGCUGCAAGCUGGCAUCGCGGAUACGGAGAGAGAUUGCAGCCGCUUUACCCCAAGAUCUUGGUCAGGCUGUAGAACGCUUGGGUACUGUAAGAAGACGGAUUUGGGAACAGGAUCACGCCAAUGAAGCAAACACUGAUCUCGAAGCUGAAGAGGAAGAUGUUGGACAGACCUCAACCUUCAACAAGCUCGUGCUUCCGUCUGAUGCAGAAGCUGCAAAGGCGAGACGCAUGAGAUGGCUUGCUCAAAUCUGCGAGUAUUGGCCUCUACGACGACUGGCAGCAAUCACAGACGACGACGUCGAUCACAUCUUGCAAGAUUACAAGGACGAGACAUCAUCUUCACAGCAUACAGACGAGAAGCCUCUACUGAGCACGGCGGUACUUGAUGCACGGCGAAAUCGCGGCCGCAUAAUCCUGGCUGGGUCUGGACCCGGACAUCCUGAUCUGCUGACCACUGCUACCCUGAAAGCUAUUCGGAGUGCCGACCUUAUUCUUGCCGAUAAGCUCGUCCCUGCCCCUGUGCUGGAGCUCGUCCCGCGUAGAACUCCCAUCCAGAUCGCUCGAAAGUUCCCAGGCAACGCCGAUCAAGCUCAAGACGAGCUGCAUAGAAUGGGUCUGGAUGCAUUGAAGGAAGGCAAGACUGUACUUCGUCUGAAGCAGGGCGAUCCGUAUCUUUACGGUCGAGGCGCUGAAGAAGUUGCAUUCUUCCGCGAGCAUGGCCACGAAGCUAUUGUACUCCCAGGCAUCACAUCUUCGCUCAGCGCACCCCUUUUCGCUCAAAUACCUGCCACACAUCGAUCAGUCAGUGAUCAGAUCUUGAUAUGCACAGGUACAGGACGCAAGGGAGCCUCGCCAAACCCGCCCGAUUUCCUACCGAAUCAGACGGUGGUAUUCCUCAUGGCUUUGCAUAGACUCCAAGAUCUCAUAGCCAGUCUGGUGAGCCACAAAGCAUCACCGUAUCCAGUCUCGACGCCCUGCGCGGUCAUCGAACGGGCAUCUUGCCCAGAUCAGCGAGUCAUACGCACAACGCUCGAGCACGUCAACGCAGCUGUGGAGGAAGAAGGCAGUCGGCCGCCUGGCUUGCUUGUCGUUGGAGCCUCGUGUGAAGUACUGCAAAAGUCUCCUCAGAAGUGGGUCGUAGAAGAUGGGUUUCAGGGACUCGAUGCGCUCGAUGCACUCGGUGAGGGCGGAAAGGGGCUUGAUGGGUUACGAGAGGCACUUGUUGCCACGCCCGGGCUGGAGGACGAGAAGACGCUCGGUGCACCCGUUACGAUAUGA
Messenger RNA from Zasmidium cellare ATCC 36951, 1716 nucleotides. RefSeq lists its product as uncharacterized. Gene Ontology annotation, biological process: siroheme biosynthetic process; sulfate assimilation. NCBI's taxonomy places the organism in Eukaryota, Fungi, Ascomycota, Dothideomycetes, Mycosphaerellales, Mycosphaerellaceae. Gene Ontology annotation, molecular function: uroporphyrin-III C-methyltransferase activity. The coding region runs from base 1 to 1716 and encodes 571 amino acids. The record is from RefSeq and is a predicted model, not a curated record. The transcript has a single exon.